AUGAUACUAACUCAUAAGUUAUUGAUUGUGCUCACUGGUUUCGCUGUCUCAACUCUGCAAACAACGAUCAAUACAACUGAAAUAUACACCAGUACUACUGAGGAGUACUCCGACUCAUCUGAAACCUACGCCAAUACAACCACCAAAGCACCACACAACGAUUCCCUUACAGCACAAUUGAAUUCACACUUACUACAAGGUCUGUAUUUACAACUUCAGUGUCUUCGAUUGUACAGUGAAGUGAAUCGGAGAGGUUAUUGGUCUGAUAUGUGCGACAGUAAUGAAGCCCUAUCACCAUUGCAAGUGUGGAGUACAGGAUCAUUGUGCACACCAGGAUAUCAGCUGCACGGUAGAUCGAGCUAUUGGUUGAUAUAUGAAUACAAUAACUUCCGUGGUCGGUAUCUUUUGCUUAGUCCUGAUAUGUGCAUCUAUAAUGUUCACCGCUAUGGCAUACGAACAACUAGCUCUAUUCUCAAAUGCGUUCAAAUUAAUCCUUACUAUUCUUCUCUCUACUGUGAAUAUCCACCACAACCAUGGAGACAAUCUAGUGGGCUAUCAGAGAAUCCUCCAAGUCAACUACCAAACGGUGAACAAGCAUCUUACAAAUCCAGUUCGUCUCAGGAAACACUAAUGCAGAAUGUCGAUCUGUCCGAUCUACAACAAUCCAGUUUGAAUGGGAAUGAUUCUUGA
This is a messenger RNA of Trichobilharzia regenti, 690 nucleotides long. The record is from the annotation of a GenBank genome assembly. NCBI's taxonomy places the organism in Eukaryota, Metazoa, Platyhelminthes, Trematoda, Strigeidida, Schistosomatidae.